AUGGCAAACGACUUUCGCGAGAUGCUGGACUCUCUGGGGGAGACAGGACGUGAUCUGGAGGCGCGAGGCUGGAAGCUGCCGAGCGCCUGCAUCUUGAUUGACAACGGGCCGACCCUGAGAUGGGAAGCCGGCCGCUUCAAACCGUGCCCAGCGGCGACCGUGGAGCAGUGCCAGGUCGUGCUGAGGUGCCCAGAUGAGAGGACCUUCAUCGACCAGUGUCGGAAGGGGGCCGAGAGCCCGAUCAAGACGUUGCUCUUUGGUAAUUUGGACCUGCGGGGAAGCCGCCAUCUGCUGGCGCUGGCUUUACAAGUCCUUCCAGGAGCUUCAGGAUCGGAAGAAGGGGAGGAAGUACAAAGAGAGGGCGCCAGGGAUUGCCCUUGGGACUUCCGGAAGCUCCAAGACUUCAAACCAUCUGCCUCGCAGCUUUACGUUGUUGGUCUCAGUGCUGCCGCCGCUGCUCUCGCUGUCGGUGGAGUCUGGGCUUAUGCUGCGGCCUCCUCUGUCAAAAUGUCCUCGGUGGGUUUUGCCGUGCUGCCAUUCGUUGCUCCCGACGAAGACGAAGGACCACCUGGCGAGGUCGCAGACGAGGAAGAAAGGUAUGGGAUGGGAUACGGCGAUCUCGCAUGGUAUCGAGGGCCGCGGCGCUUGCCAGUCCGGCCACUGCGCCGCUGCACCUGGCAUUGGGACAGGCUUAGCAGCUGGGCGCGGCCGGCGAGUCUGGAGGAGCUCCGGCGGUGCCUCGCUCGCAAGACCUCGGCUGUACGCCGGCAGGUGUUGCGGCGAUCUCCCCGCUACCGUUUGAGGCAGCAGAGGUGGACACCGCUUCUUGUCGCUGUGAAUCCUCGCAAGGACAAGCUUCAGCGAGCGCCCGCAGUCUUGGCGCUGGCCAGUCGGAAGGCGAAUGGGACAGCCGCUUUGGCCAACUUUCGGAGGUCUCUGAUCGGCGAAGGCUGGUCAGAGCUGGCGCGGGCCUUCGUUCAGGGUCCCGAGACCUUGGCAGGCAGCCACUUGGGUCGCCACCGCCGGUCCUGGACGCUGCUCGUGCGCGGCGGAGGUACUUUGUCCGAGAUGAGAGAUGGUGCAGUCGAUGUGCACUGCCAGUUCGGCGAGAGCUGGUUUCGUCUGCACAGCACACAGUGGGGCUCGAGGGAAAUCCUCGAGGGCUGGCGAUGUCCCCUCUGCUGCGUCAGUAUCUCGCCUGCCUUGGUCUCACCCCAGAUCAUCGACAAGAAGGACCUGCACUGUGAGCUCAAGACCCAGGCUGGAAACGAGGGCUGCCCUGCACGUCUGCGGCGCCGUUGGGCCUGCGAGGCGUCAGACGACAUGGCAAAGGACUGGUUGGGCUUUGACUGGCUCGGCUUCAAGGAGGACCUGCGGAACGCACUCGUCGAAGACGUCGACGCAGGCACGGGCUUGUCCCGAAUUCUGGCUGGGCGCGACCGCCUCUGUGCCGAGGCACAGGCAGGGGCCUGCAAGAUGCAGCCUCCCACAUCCUGCUGGGGCCACGACUUCCGAUCCGUCGUUGCCGGCCACGUGCAGGAGGGACAUCCAUUCUGCCUACUGGGCUGCGUGUGCAUGCAGCUCAUGAUGCUCAUGUUCGUGCGUCAGCCUCUGAAAGGCACCUGGAAGUGGGAAGAAGCCUUCAGGUGUCCGCCGGAGAGCUUCGAUGACUACCUUGCCCACGAAGUGCCUUGCUUUGUCCGGCCUACGCCCGGCCACAACUGGAGCCCUUCCGACACUUUGAGCCAUGCCCUUCGAGUCUUGCUGCCUGCGCUGCGCUGGAUGGACUUGCUGGAUAGUGGGUGGCCUUUCUUCCGACUGGUUGCCCGCAUAUCGGCACAGGUCUGCGAGCAGAACCUGGGUCGGUGUCCUGCAACGUGCGACACGGAGGACAUGAAGGUGCUCGCCGAGACCUUGGAGGAGAAGAUGUUCGAAGGUCCACGCGAGCAGGGGCCCAGAGACCGCAGCGAUCUGCUCGAAGCCGCUCGGGCUGUGUGGAGAAGCGAUGCGAAGGAGGUCAAAGCGAGUUUGGGCCGCUGCGGGGAAGUGGCCCUGGCCGAGGCGGCCGCGGUUCGCGCGGCGACCUACGCCCACACGGAGAGCCUCCAGGAUGUCCUCACGGGUGUUCAGCUCACUGAGCUGGUGGUCGGAGAUCUGGCCCGACGAACACCCUGCGUCUUGACGGAGCUUUCUCGCAGCCCAGAUUUCUGGAAGAGCAUGGGAUUUGUGGAGACAUGGCUGGGUGGUCACGUGCGCUACAAGCACCGCCCAGCCUGCAAGCUGCACUUCUGCCCGGAGGGCAGCCCCAGCAUGCGGUCAUGCCGCUGCGAAGAUUCCUCAGCUCCUCCAAGUGCAACACCUGCGGAUCCCCGCUCCGUGUGCCUGAUCACCGGAGAUCCGGGGGAUGACCGUCCACUGGAGUCGGACCUCUCCCUCCUCGUGGGGACUCAUCGAGAGGCGCCGAACUUCUGGAGCCUCACGUACCACCUGAAUCGUCUCUAUGCCCUUCGUCAUGGCUAUCGCUUCAGCCGUGUGGAAGUCAGCAACGAUGAGAUGGAGCGCAUGCGGGCUGACGGCGUGCUGCCGGAGCGCAAAGUGCAGUGGCUGAUCGUCCGUUUGAUCUCGACGAGGCUGCAGGACAGCAGCUGCGAGCUGGUGGCCUGGUUGGACAGCGACGCCUUCAUCGUCUCCUCGGAGCCCCUGGAGGAGCUGCUGAAAAGCCAGGGCUUCCCCGCAAACCACUCAAGACCGCCAUUCUUCUUCUUCGCCUCGACUUCUGCGACGAAGGAAAUCGGCAAGCUGUCCAUCAAGAGAAUCAACAUCUCCGACCACUUCAUGGUCGUGCGCAACAGUCCAGUGUCACGAAAGAUGAUGCAGGAGUGGUGGCGGCUGCCGCUGCAACACACGGACUUGUCACGCUUUCGUGGCGAGCUGUUUCUGGAACAGACGGUGAUGAACGAAUACUUUCCGCGUCAUCCAAAGUUGAUGGCCAAGGUCCCCUCCAUCGAGCUGUUUGAAGGCUUCGGAGGCCUCUUCGUCAGGCACAUGGGAGGCAUCAAAGACAUGCUGUACCGGAUGACCCUGAGGGACGCCCUUGUUGCCCGCGUGCUGUCGCCUCUGACGGCGCCCGGUUCCGGCUGGGCCCAGGCGCUGCGGCAUGACCCCGUGGCAAGGCAGCUGCUUCAGCUGGCGGUGGAUGCCGGAUGGUGUAGCCGGUACGACUGCAAUGCUGAAAGCUGUGUGGAGCUGUGUCGGGUGCCUCUUGGUGCAAGAUCUUGCUUAUACUUUGUUCUGGCAUGGCCCUUACCCUACGCCCUUCCGCACUGUUGCUCAAGGAUAGUACUAGUAGGUGUUGAAAGGGUCUCAUGCCCCCGAAGCAUAAAGAUGACAAAAAGCCAACUUGAAAGAGUCAUCUUCAACUUGCUCGUGGAUAGCUACGCACGGGUGCCUCCAGAGAGGCCAUCAUGCUGA
Messenger RNA from Symbiodinium sp. CCMP2592, 3471 nucleotides. The record is from the annotation of a GenBank genome assembly. Lineage: Eukaryota; Dinophyceae; Suessiales; Symbiodiniaceae.